UUUUCCAAUCUCCCUUUCCCCCCACCCACCCCCGAUUUCAUCUUAACCAUGCCACUUAACCAUGCCAUUGUUGGGAAUGAUAAGAUAAUUCGCUUGGCAAAUGGGUUUGUACAGCUUAAUGAUUUGAGCUUUAGUGACAAUUCAAGUUGGACCAAAACUAAGAAGUUUAGAUUGGGAGUGAAAUUUGUGGAUGACGAAAUCAAAACUAAGUUUCCAAGAAUUGAGGGAGCUAUCUCCGAACCUUUUAGAGUGAUGGAUCAGCGUGGUGAAGGGUACAAGAAACACCACCCUCCAAGUAGGGGAGAUAAAAUCUGGCGAUUAGAAGGAAUUGCCAAAAAUGGUGCAUAUCUCCAACGCUUGUCCUCCAACGAAAUAAAAAAUGUGGAUGAUUUUUUGAAGACUUAUAAACAAAAGGGUUCUACUUACCUGAAACAGCUACUUGGUGAGAAAGUCUCUAUCGGCGAACAGAAGAAGAAGAGAGGAAAAGGAGGGUGGGCGGCGGCUGGGUAGAAAAGAAAAGAAAACUGAAAGAAGGAGCAGAGGGGGGUUUGCGCGCGGGAGGAAGAAGGAAGGAAAAAAAAAAUUCUUUUCUUUUCUUUUUUCUAUUUACCUUUUCUCUUAUUUAAUAUAAUAACUAAUAAUAAUAAUAAUAAUAAAUAUAUAGUAUUAUUAUUAUUAUAACAUUUCUAAUCCCCUUUCUCCCUUAACUUCUUUUCUAAAAAAAAAAAAUCUUCAAAUUAAAAUGCAAUUUAAUUUAAAAGUAAGAUACCUUAGAGUUCGGGGUGUUAUAAUAAUACUAAAUUAUUGGUCA
Cucumis sativus (cucumber) is the source of this 811-nucleotide messenger RNA. RefSeq names its product calmodulin-binding protein 60 A-like. The coding region runs from base 49 to 510 and encodes 153 amino acids. Gene Ontology annotation, biological process: regulation of salicylic acid biosynthetic process. Gene Ontology annotation, molecular function: calmodulin binding; DNA-binding transcription factor activity; sequence-specific DNA binding. Gene Ontology annotation, cellular component: nucleus. Lineage: Eukaryota; Viridiplantae; Streptophyta; Magnoliopsida; Cucurbitales; Cucurbitaceae. The transcript is spliced from 3 exons. The record is from RefSeq and is a predicted model, not a curated record.